Phodopus roborovskii (desert hamster) is the source of this 5938-nucleotide messenger RNA. RefSeq names its product intersectin 2 (gene Itsn2). Gene Ontology annotation, cellular component: intracellular vesicle; presynaptic membrane; cytoplasm. The record is from RefSeq and is a predicted model, not a curated record. Gene Ontology annotation, molecular function: molecular adaptor activity; calcium ion binding; protein binding. Gene Ontology annotation, biological process: positive regulation of Rho protein signal transduction; clathrin-dependent synaptic vesicle endocytosis; endosomal transport. The transcript is spliced from 40 exons. Lineage: Eukaryota; Metazoa; Chordata; Mammalia; Rodentia; Cricetidae. The coding region runs from base 136 to 5187 and encodes 1683 amino acids.
GGCGGCCGCACAGCAGGGUCUACCCCGGCGCCUGGCCGCGCCCGUGCGCGGGUGCCGAGGAGCGCGCGGGGUGGCUCGCGCGGUGACGUGCGCGAGGCGCCAGAUGGCUGAGAGCUGCAAGAGAAAUUCAGGACCAUGAUGGCUCAGUUUCCCACAGCUAUGAAUGGAGGGCCAAAUAUGUGGGCUAUCACCUCUGAAGAGCGUACUAAGCAUGACAAACAGUUUGAUAACCUCAAACCCUCAGGAGGUUACAUAACAGGUGAUCAAGCCCGUACUUUUUUCUUACAGUCAGGUCUGCCAGCCCCAGUUUUAGCUGAAAUAUGGGCCUUAUCAGAUCUGAACAAGGAUGGGAAAAUGGAUCAGCAAGAGUUCUCCAUAGCUAUGAAACUCAUCAAAUUAAAGCUUCAAGGCCAACAGUUGCCUGUAGUUCUCCCUCCUAUCAUGAAGCAACCCCCUAUGUUCUCCCCACUAAUCUCUGCUCGCUUUGGGAUGGGAAGCAUGCCCAAUCUGUCCAUUCCUCAGCCAUUACCUCCAGUUGCACCUAUAACAACACCCUUGUCUUCUGCAACUUCAGGGACCAGUGUUCCUCCCUUAAUGAUGCCUGCCCCCCUAGUGCCUUCUGUUAGUACAUCAUCAUUACCAAAUGGAACUGCCAGUCUCAUUCAGCCUUUAUCCAUUCCUUAUUCUUCUUCAACAUUGCCUCAUGCGUCAUCUUACAGUCUGAUGAUGGGAGGAUUUGGUGGUGCUAGUAUCCAGAAAGCCCAGUCUCUGAUUGAUUUAGGAUCUAGUAGCUCAACUUCCUCAACUGCUUCCCUCUCAGGGAACUCGCCCAAGACUGGGACCUCGGAGUGGGCAGUUCCUCAGCCCUCAAGAUUAAAGUAUCGGCAAAAAUUUAAUAGUCUAGACAAAAGCAUGAGUGGAUACCUCUCAGGUUUUCAAGCUAGAAAUGCCCUUCUUCAGUCAAAUCUGUCCCAGACUCAGCUGGCUACUAUUUGGACUCUGGCUGACAUUGAUGGUGAUGGACAGCUGAAAGCUGAAGAGUUUAUCCUGGCAAUGCACCUCACUGACAUGGCCAAAGCUGGACAGCCCCUGCCACUGACUUUACCUCCGGAGCUUGUCCCUCCAUCUUUUAGAGGGGGGAAGCAAAUUGAUUCCAUUAAUGGAACUCUGCCUUCAUAUCAGAAAACACAAGAAGAAGAGCCUCAGAAGAAAUUGCCAGUUACUUUUGAGGACAAAAGGAAAGCCAACUAUGAGCGAGGAAACGUGGAACUGGAGAAGCGACGGCAGGCCUUGAUGGACCAGCAGCAGAGGGAGGCCGAGCGUAAAGCCCAGAAAGAGAAGGAAGAGUGGGAGCGGAAACAGAGAGAACUACAAGAACAAGAAUGGAAGAAGCAGCUGGAACUGGAAAAACGCUUGGAGAAACAGAGAGAACUGGAGAGACAGCGGGAGGAAGAGAGGAGAAAAGAGAUAGAAAGACGAGAGGCAGCAAAACAGGAACUUGAAAGACAACGUCGUUUAGAAUGGGAACGAAUCCGUCGACAGGAGCUUCUCAAUCAAAAGAACAGAGAACAAGAAGAAAUUGUCAGGCUGAACUCGAAAAAGAAGAGUCUCCAUCUUGAGUUGGAAGCAGUGAAUGGAAAACACCAGCAGAUCUCAGGCAGACUUCAAGACGUUAGAAUCAGAAAGCAAACACAAAAAACUGAGUUAGAAGUUUUGGAUAAGCAGUGUGACCUGGAAAUUAUGGAAAUCAAACAACUUCAACAAGAACUUCAGGAAUAUCAAAAUAAGCUGAUCUAUCUGGUACCUGAAAAACAACUACUAAAUGAAAGAAUAAAAAACAUGCAGCUCAGUAACACACCUGAUUCAGGGAUCAGUUUACUUCAUAAAAAAUCAUUAGAAAAGGAAGAACUAUGCCAAAGACUUAAAGAACAAUUAGAUGCUCUUGAAAAGGAAACUGCAUCUAAGCUCUCAGAAAUGGAUUCAUUUAACAAUCAACUGAAGUGUGGGAAUAUGGAUGACUCUGUUCUUCAGUGCCUUUUGUCUCUGCUAAGCUGUCUCAACAACCUCUUCCUCUUACUUAAGGAACUGAGAGAAAGCUAUAAUACACAGCAGUUAGCCCUUGAACAACUUCAUAAAAUCAAACGUGACAAAUUGAAGGAAAUUGAAAGAAAAAGAUUAGAGCAAAUACAGAAAAAGAAACUAGAAGAUGAAGCUGCAAGGAAAGCAAAACAAGGAAAAGAAAACUUGUGGAGAGAAAGUAUUAGAAAGGAAGAAGAAGAAAAACAAAAGCGACUUCAGGAAGAAAAAUCACAGGAGAAAACUCAAGAAGAGGAGCGAAAAGCUGAGGCAAAACAAAGUGAGACAGCUAGUGUUUUGGUGAAUUAUAGAGCAUUGUACCCCUUUGAAGCAAGGAACCAUGAUGAGAUGAGUUUUAAUUCUGGGGAUAUAAUUCAGGUUGAUGAAAAGACAGUAGGAGAGCCUGGUUGGCUUUAUGGCAGCUUUCAGGGAAAGUUUGGCUGGUUUCCAUGCAACUAUGUAGAAAAGAUGUUGUGUGGUGAAAAAGCUCCCUCUCCUAAGAAGGCCUUGCUUCCUCCUACAGGAUCUCUAUCUGCUACCUCAACUUCUCCCCAACCACUUUGUUCAAAUCAACCAGCAUCAGUGACUGAUUAUCAAAAUGUAUCUUUCUCAAACCUUACUGUCAACACAUCAUGGCAAAAAAAGUCAGCUUUUACUCGCACUGUGUCUCCAGGAUCUGUGUCCCCCAUUCAUGGACAGGGGCAAGCUGUAGAAAACCUGAAAGCCCAGGCCCUUUGUUCUUGGACGGCAAAGAAAGAGAACCACUUGAACUUCUCAAAACACGAUGUCAUUACUGUCCUGGAGCAACAAGAAAAUUGGUGGUUUGGGGAGGUGCAUGGAGGAAGAGGAUGGUUCCCCAAAUCUUAUGUCAAGAUCAUUCCUGGGAGUGAAGUAAAGCGAGAAGAGCCAGAAGCUUUGUAUGCGGCUGUAAAUAAGAAACCUACCUCCGCAGCUUAUCCAGCUGGAGAAGAGUACAUUGCACUUUAUCCAUACUCAAGUGUAGAGCCUGGAGAUUUGACUUUCAAUGAAGGUGAAGAAAUAUUGGUGACCCAGAAAGAUGGAGAGUGGUGGACAGGAAGUAUUGGAGAGAGAACUGGAAUCUUCCCAUCCAACUACGUCAAACCUAAAGAUCAAGAGAAUUUUGGAAAUGCUGGCAAAUCUGGAACAUCAAGCAAAAAGCCAGAGAUCGCUCAAGUAACUUCUGCAUAUGCCGCUUCCGGUGCUGAACAGCUCAGCCUUGCACCAGGGCAGUUAAUAUUAAUCUUAAAGAAAAACACAAGUGGGUGGUGGCAAGGAGAGCUACAGGCCAGAGGGAAAAAACGGCAGAAGGGGUGGUUUCCUGCCAGCCAUGUGAGGCUAUUGGGUCCAAGCAGUGAGAGAUCCACACCUGCCUUUCACGCUGUAUGUCAAGUGAUCGCCAUGUAUGACUAUGUAGCGAGUAAUGAAGAUGAGCUCAAUUUCUCUAAGGGACAGCUGAUUAAUGUCAUAAACAAAGAUGACCCUGACUGGUGGCAAGGAGAAAUCAACGGGGUGACUGGUCUCUUUCCUUCAAACUAUGUUAAGAUGACAACAGACUCAGACCCAAGUCAACAGUGGUGUGCCGAUCUCCAAGCCCUGGACACGAUGCAGCCCAUGGAGAGGAAGAGACAAGGCUACAUCCACGAGCUCAUUCAGACAGAGGAGCGCUACAUGGACGAUCUGCAGCUGGUCAUCGAGGUUUUCCAGAAACGGAUGGCAGAGUCGGGCUUCCUCACUGAAGCAGAAAUGGCCUUGAUCUUUGUCAACUGGAAGGAACUCAUCAUGUCCAAUACAAAGCUGUUGAAGGCCUUGCGGGUGAGGAAGAAGACUGGAGGUGAGAAGAUGCCUGUUCAGAUGAUCGGGGACAUCCUGGCAGCAGAGCUGUCUCACAUGCAAGCCUACAUCCGGUUCUGCAGCUGUCAGCUCAAUGGAGCAACUCUGCUACAGCAGAAGACAGAUGAGGACACUGACUUCAAGGAAUUUCUAAAGAAGCUGGCAUCAGACCCACGGUGUAAAGGAAUGCCGCUGUCCAGCUUCCUGCUGAAGCCCAUGCAGAGGAUCACUCGCUACCCCCUGCUCAUCAGAAGUAUCCUGGAGAACACGCCACAGACUCACGUUGACCACUCCUCCCUGAAACUGGCCCUUGAACGAGCCGAGGAGCUGUGCUCCCAGGUGAACGAGGGAGUUCGAGAGAAGGAAAAUUCAGACCGGCUGGAGUGGGUCCAGGCACAUGUGCAGUGCGAAGGCUUGGCAGAGCAACUUAUCUUCAACUCCCUCACCAACUGCCUGGGUCCCCGGAAGCUUUUGCACAGUGGGAAGUUAUAUAAGACCAAGAGCAAUAAGGAACUGCAUGGGUUUCUCUUCAACGACUUCCUGCUGCUCACCUACAUGGUCAGGCAGUUUGCAGCUUCCUCGGCCUCUGAGAAACUCUUCAGCUCCAAGUCCAGUGCUCAGUUCAAAAUGUAUAAAACGCCCAUUUUCCUUAACGAAGUGUUGGUGAAACUGCCCACAGACCCUUCCAGCGAUGAGCCUGUCUUCCACAUUUCCCACAUUGAUCGGGUAUACACCCUCCGAACAGACAACAUUAAUGAGAGGACAGCCUGGGUCCAGAAGAUCAAGGCUGCCUCAGAGCAGUACAUUGACACUGAGAAGAAGAAACGGGAAAAGGCUUAUCAAGCCCGUUCUCAAAAGACCUCAGGCAUUGGGCGUCUGAUGGUACAUGUCAUCGAAGCUACAGAGUUAAAAGCCUGCAAGCCAAAUGGGAAGAGCAAUCCAUACUGUGAAAUCAGCAUGGGCUCCCAAAGCUAUACCACUAGGACCCUCCAAGACACACUGAAUCCCAAAUGGAACUUCAAUUGCCAGUUCUUCAUCAAGGACCUUUACCAGGAUGUGCUGUGUCUCACUAUGUUUGACAGGGACCAGUUCUCUCCAGAUGAUUUCCUGGGUCGUACUGAAGUUCCAGUGGCAAAAAUUCGAACAGAACAGGAAAGCAAAGGCCCUACGACCCGCCGACUGCUGCUGCAUGAAGUCCCCACUGGAGAAGUCUGGGUCCGCUUUGAUCUGCAACUUUUUGAACAAAAAACUCUCCUCUGAGGGCCUGGAGAAGCCAGCACCAGAGAAGCUGCCCACAAGGCUGGGUCUAAAGAAAGAAAGACUAUCUUCUCUUGGGGCCGAGGAGCAUCAUAUGGCUCAUCCAUCACAAAGCCACACGCUGGGUCUGUAUGUUAUCGCACACUAAAUUGCUAGGAAUCUAUGCAAACAUGAUCUUUCCUAUAAACAGACACCACAGCACAGUGCCUUGUACUAGUGUUAACAUGGUCGGCUGUGUUAGAUGCCAGGAUUUCCAUUAUCAGGGCUAUAAAAGUAUUAUGUGGAAAUGAGGCAUCAGACCACCAGAUGUUACCACUUGGCGAAUGUGUCCACUGUGGAGAUGGUGAUGUUGGAACCAUUCCACACAUGUGACCUCUGCUGGUCACAGCACUCAGGAGGUGAAGGGCUGGGAAGAGGUGCUGCAGCCUGGCCUGAGGACUUGUGCAGCCUGAUACUGAGAUAGCAUCCACUUGUGCACUGAAUAAACAGAAACUUGAUUGUUUUAUUCUGAUUAGAUUUUAUCCUUCUCUGCUCAGACAAUACAGUUUGAAAUAUAAGGAGGGAAGCUUGAUGUACUUUAACUAUACUGUGAACUCUAAUAAUGUGGGAAUAUUUUUCAACUUUAAUUUUCUGAAGUAUAAAUUAUUUAUGUAAAUUCCUUGUUUUGCAUAUUUCAUAGAACAUGCAUCUUUGAGCUUUUUAUCAUUGCCAACAUGUACAGAAAGAGAAUAAAAGUAUUAGUUUAUGAAUGUAA